Fundulus heteroclitus (mummichog) is the source of this 5743-nucleotide messenger RNA. RefSeq names its product solute carrier family 12 member 7b (gene slc12a7b). Lineage: Eukaryota; Metazoa; Chordata; Actinopteri; Cyprinodontiformes; Fundulidae. Gene Ontology annotation, molecular function: potassium:chloride symporter activity. Gene Ontology annotation, cellular component: membrane. Bases 242 to 3625 code for a protein of 1127 amino acids. The transcript is spliced from 26 exons. The record is from RefSeq and is a predicted model, not a curated record. Gene Ontology annotation, biological process: chemical synaptic transmission; potassium ion import across plasma membrane; potassium ion homeostasis.
ACAUGGGAGCAAAAGCUGAAUUCUAGUGACUGGGACAAAAACUCAGGCGUGAGACGCGUCGCCUGCCGGUGAGUGUUUAAGUUCAUGAGGGCAUCGGGUCUGGAGAGCAAGGCGAGCAGCUGAGCAGGAGAACAAGAAGGGAGAGCAGAGUGGAAGUUGGCUGGACGGAGGAGGAGGAGAAAGAGAAGAAGCAGCUCAGAGGGAGAAGGAGACACAAGGCGGGGAGUGGGACAAACAAAAAAUGCCCACUAACUUCACUGUGGUCCCGGUGAAGGACAGCACUGGGAAGGCAAAAGAAGGGCAGGAAGAGGAGGAUGUAGAGGAGGACAAUGUGCUGAAAGAGGAAGAAGAUCCUACAGGUGAUGGCGUCCCGAAGGAAAACAGUCCGUUCAUCAACAACACCGAGCAUGACAAGAACAACAGUUAUGAUGGCACCAACAUGGCUCUUUUUGAGGAGGAGAUGGACAGCCACCCCAUGGUGUCAUCACUUCUCAACAAACUGGCCAACUACACCAAUCUCACCCAAGGAGCGCAUGAGCACGAGGAAGCUGACGAAGAGGAGGGCUCCAAGAAGAAAGCUGUUAAGAGCCCUCAGAUGGGAACCUUCAUGGGCGUCUACCUCCCCUGCCUUCAGAACAUUCUGGGGGUCAUCCUGUUUCUCCGCCUUACCUGGAUCGUCGGCACCGCCGGCAUCUUGGAGUCCUUGGGGAUCGUGGGCUUGUGCUGCACCUGCACAAUGCUGACAGCGAUAUCCAUGAGUGCAAUUGCUACCAAUGGUGUUGUACCAGCUGGAGGGUCUUACUACAUGAUCUCCAGAUCUCUGGGUCCAGAGUUUGGUGGGGCGGUGGGUCUCUGUUUCUACCUUGGAACAACCUUUGCAGGUGCCAUGUACAUUCUGGGUACCAUUGAGAUUCUGCUGACCUACAUUGUGCCUCAAGCUGCCAUCUUUAAGGCAGAGCGAAAGGAGGAGGAAGUUGAUGCCCUGUUAAACAACAUGCGUGUCUAUGGCACCUGCUGCCUGACACUCAUGGCAAUAGUUGUCUUUGUUGGGGUCAAAUAUGUCAACAAACUCGCCCUGGUCUUCCUGGCUUGUGUUAUUCUCUCCAUCCUUGCCAUCUAUGCUGGAGUCAUCAAGUCCAUUUUUGAGCCACCAGAUUUUCCAGUCUGUAUGUUGGGGAAUCGAACUCUACAAAACCACGGCUUUGACAAGUGUCUGAAGACUGAUGUCAUCGAUAACCUGACGGUCACCACCAAGCUGUGGAGUGUGUUCUGUGACGGACCGGAGCUCAACGCCACCUGCAACGAGUACUUUGCAAACAACAAUCUGACACUAGUUCAAGGCAUCCCCGGCCUGACCAGUGGAGUCCUCUUAGAGAACAUGUGGUCAGUGUACGGCCCCCUUGGCAUGAUGGUGGAAAACAAGAAGCUGUCAUCUUUUGGUGGAAGUGACCCUGCCAAGGACAUUUACCUCCCCUAUGUUGUCAACGACAUCGCCACCUUCUUUACUCUGUUGGUCGGCAUCUACUUCCCCUCUGUCACUGGGAUCAUGGCCGGUUCAAACCGCUCAGGUGACUUGAGGGAUGCCCAGAAGUCCAUCCCUGUUGGAACCAUCCUGGCUAUAGCCACCACUACUUUUAUCUACAUCUCCAGCGUGAUUCUGUUUGGUGCCUGUAUCGAGGGAGUCCUUCUUCGAGACAAGUUUGGUGAUUCGGUGAAAGGGAACCUGGUUAUCGGCACACUUUCCUGGCCCUCGCCCUGGGUCAUUGUGAUCGGCUCGUUCUUCUCCUGCUGUGGAGCAGGUCUGCAGAGUUUGACCGGCGCGCCUCGACUCCUGCAGGCUAUCGCCAGAGAUGGCAUAGUCCCGUUCCUGCAGGUGUUUGGUCAUGGGAAAGCUAAUGGAGAACCCACGUGGGCCUUGCUGCUGACAGCUGGGAUCUGUGAGAUCGGCAUCCUCAUCGCCUCGCUGGACGCCGUAGCUCCGAUCCUUUCCAUGUUUUUCCUUAUGUGCUACUUGUUUGUCAACCUGGCCUGUGCCGUUCAGACCCUGCUGCGAACGCCCAACUGGAGACCACGCUUCAAAUACUACCACUGGACCCUGUCCUUCCUGGGAAUGAGCUUGUGUCUUGCCAUCAUGUUCAUUUCUUCCUGGUAUUAUGCCAUUGUUGCCAUGGUGAUCGCUGGCUGCAUCUACAAAUACAUCGAAUAUCGAGGGGCUGAGAAGGAAUGGGGAGACGGCAUCCGUGGCCUCUCCCUCAACGCUGCGCGCUACGCCCUCAUUCGCCUUGAGGAUGCUCCGCCACACACCAAGAACUGGAGGCCCCAGGUACUGGUGCUCCUGAAUCUGGACUCAGAUCAAGGCGUCAAGCACCCACGUCUGCUGUCCUUGACUACUCAGCUGAAGGCGGGGAAAGGCCUGACGAUAGUGGGGAAUGUUUUACAGGGAACCUACCUCACGAAGGAAGCAGAGGCCAAGAAGGCUGAGCAGAACAUCAAGUCAGCGAUGUCUGCUGAGCGAACCAAAGGUUUCUGUCACGUUGUGGUGUCUUCAAACCUCAGAGAUGGAGUCUCCCACCUCAUUCAGUCGGCAGGUUUGGGGGGCAUGAAGCACAACACGGUCCUGAUGAGCUGGCCUGGAACCUGGAGACAAGCCAGUGACCCACUGUCAUGGAAAAACUUUAUAGAGACGGUACGUGAGACCACCGCAGCCCAUCAGGCCUUACUUGUAGCUAAAAACGUAGACAGCUUCCCCACUAACCAGGACCGCCUCGGUGAAGGCACCAUUGAUGUUUGGUGGGUGGUUCAUGACGGAGGCUUGCUGAUGCUGCUGCCCUUCCUGCUGAGACAGCACAAGGUGUGGAGGAAGUGCAAGAUGAGGAUCUUCACCGUUGCCCAGAUGGAUGACAACAGCAUCCAAAUGAAGAAAGAUCUCCAGAUGUUCCUGUACCACCUGCGGCUGGAUGCUGAAGUGGAAGUGGUGGAGAUGCAUGACAAUGAUAUAUCAGCCUUCACUUAUGAGAAGACACUGGUGAUGGAGCAGAGGUCUCAAAUGUUGAAACAGAUGCACCUUUCCAGGACCGAGAGGGAGAGAGAGAUUCAGAGUAUCACUGACGAGUCGCGUAGCUCAAUCCGGAGGAAGAACCAGGGAGCUACCGAGAACUCCACCGUCAGCCGGCAGUCCUCAACGGCGGAGGACAAUCAGGAGGACGAGGCCCAGCUCAUCCACGACAAGAACACAGCUUCUCACGUGGCUCUGAACGACAAGGCUGAAGCUGGGCCCGAGCAGGUGCACAUGACCUGGACAAAAGAGAAGCUCUUCACGGAGCGGAACCGCAACCGGGAACCUAAUGCCAACGUGGCUGUCCGGGACCUGUUCAACAUGAAGCCAGAGUGGGAGAGUCUGAACCAGUCGAAUGUGCGUCGCAUGCACACAGCUGUCAAGCUGAAUGAGGUGGUGGUCAACAAGUCGCAGGGAGCCCAUCUGGUUUUGCUCAACAUGCCAGGACCACCGAAGAACAGAGGAGGAGAUGAAAACUACAUGGAGUUCCUGGAGGUUCUCCUGGAGGGGCUCAACCGCGUUCUUCUAGUGAGAGGAGGGGGCCGGGAAGUCAUCACCAUCUACUCCUAAAACAAGCAAGAAGUUUGAAGACUCUCACGCCCAUCACUGCACAUAAGGGCGGCUUGCCAUGGAUACCUGUCUCCAGGCAGCUUUGAGAGAAAAAGCCCAAUUUGUUUUUUAUGAAGGGUCGGAGGUUGCUGGAAAGCGGGGCCACUUGUGACUGACAGAUGGACUGAACGACGUCGGGAUGAAGGAGAUGGCAGGAAGCUGAUGGACUGGCUGGCAGCGUGAGCACAGUGUGCCCCGCGCUGGGCACCAGAACCCCCGCAGAGGGGAGCUAGCGCAUAGAGACACUUUAUAUCUGUCGUUUAACCUGAAACACCCUGUUCUCUUCUCUUCUGUUCCAUCUUCACAUCCGCUCCAUGGCGUGUUUAUGUUGUCCACUUCCUGCCUGUCACCGUCUGCAGCUCAGCACAGAAGAAGUGGCUGCGUUGCUCAUGCCAACCUUGUUGCCCGUUCACGUUGCUCCCGGUGCGUUGAGCUCUGCACCUGAGGAGAAACCUGCACACAGCUUACAUGAUGGCAUGAUGCAGAGUGGCUUUAAAGAGGAAAAUCAGCCUUGUGCUGAUUUUUUUAUUAUUAUUAUUUAAAGAGGUGACAACACAGUUUCUUUUUGCAAAGUUUCAUCAACUUGUCAAAAGGUUUAUCAGAAUGAACUAGUUUAGAAGCUGCUUUUACACUGUGGUUAAAUAUUGUUCUUUCAUUCUCAUGCCUGGAUCCAACAUGGUGUUCAGGCUUCCUGUAUUUAGCAUGUUAAAGGACCAGCCAGUAGGAUGCUUAAUGUGCAUCGGUCACAUUUACGCUAAUGCUGUUUGUUUCUCUGUUUUUAUAGGGAGAAUAGCCAUAACUAAUGUUGAGCUAGUGUGUUUAGAGUCUCUGCAGGAGUGCUUGGUUGGGAACAAAUAUAUAUUUAUAUUUUUUUUUUGUUAAUUUUUUAAAAUGAAAUUGCUGUUCUUCAGUAUGCAUUAGUGUAACAUUUUAAACGGAUCGGCUAGAAGGUUUGCACAGAAAACCGAAUGAGGUGGCCCUCAGGAUUUUUAGCAUUGAUUUUAGAAAAGCAGAAAGACAAGAAGUGAUUUCUGCUUUGUGAUUCUGUGUGAAUCUCCCCAAACUGUUCUGGUUACAGCACUGUUAACUUUGCACAACCUUUCUUCGAGCACUUAAUUCACUUUCACUUGAUUUUUCAAGCCAACAUUGUUUUUGUCAACACCACUAAAUUGUUAACAGAAGCUAGUAGAAGGCAUACAUGCGUUUUUUUUUUUUAUUAGUCAUGUUUCUGUGUGAUGUUUUAUUCAUCGAAACUCUUUGGCUUUGAGUCCCAGACUGCAUAGACGAGUUGUUCUGUAGGAGGAAAAAGUGCCAAAAUGACCACAAGGAAACUGGAAGUAUGAUUACUUAAUGCAGCUCCGACCAUGGCCGCACUGAUGUCACUCAGAUCCUUUUUUUUUUAGUAUUUGGACAAUUUUAUUUAAAGAUAGAAAUACACUUUAGCAGAGCUCAUCGUUUCUAGCAGGAUUAUUUCAAAGCAAUCUCCAUUUGGAAUGAAUAAGGGCAUUUCCACCCGUGUUACGUGUGCUCCAGAGGCGCUGAGGAGGCAGGAUGGAAGCCCUCGCCGUGUGUACCUCCACAGUUUCUGCUCCUCAUUAGCCGUGCAGUAUUUUGUUGAACGGAGUCCCCUUUUCCUGCACUUCUGUGAAGGCGAAUGGGACCUCCUCACUUCAGUUCUACAUGUGUACGUUACUGUUGUGUUCUGGUGUUAAUGUAUGCCUGUCCAACUUUAUAGUUGUUGUUUUUCUUCGUAGUGUUUGUUACCUGAUCAUACCUGAUCUGUUACUUUUAAGUGUUUAUUUACAGGUGUGAAUUUUACAAAAAGAGGAAGAGUUUGUGUGAAGACAGCAGCAGUUGUCUUUUGUUUUCUUCUAUUUUUUGUGUUUUUGUUCCAACCUAAAGGAAACACAACAUGCACAGCACUAAGAAACUGAUCCAGAGACCUUCUGGACGUGAAGCUGAUGUCUGAGUUCUGUUUCUACAUGAAGUUCAAUGUUGCUCUUUGUUUUACAUCUAUAGUAACCAAAGAUGAAAUGUAAAAUUCAAAUUAAAAAAACCCCACAUUGUUUUAAAAAGUUU